GCCCUUCCCAAAGCCACUAUUGCCCAUGCACGUGGCUACUUGCUUUCCCUUCUCUCCCUCCCUUCUCUCUCUCCCACCCAUCCCCACGCAGGGUUCCUUACUAAGGCUCCCACCCUGACCUAACCCCACCGACACAGCUGCAGGCGCUCCCCACAACGCUGCUCCUCAGUGCAGACUCCUUGCUGCAUUCCUUAAAGAGGCAGCCCUCGCUCCACUUUCUGCUGCGCCUUCCCCUCUCACCAGUCCCCCAGCGCUCAGGGUCGUCGCUCAGAUCUCCUGCAGACAGCACAGGAGCCCCUCCCGGAGGCAAAUACCCAGCAUGACCGCCCUGUGGAUCACAGGGCAUCCCCCUCCCCUCUGCUGGAGGGGGAUCCUCCUCCCCCAGGCAGGACCCGCCUACUAGCUGCAGGUGGCUGCUCAGAACAGGAAGUUGCCACUGUUCAUCUAGUUAAUUUCACACUCUUGUCACUGAGCUGCUGUGUGACAGGGGCUGGCUAGGAGCGGGGAAUCUCAGCCUGGGACCAUUCACCCGUCACAAAGCCAGCUGGGGACUCCCCCCUCGCCUCCUGCCACUCCGGAUUAUCUAUAGAGACCAGCGUGGACCUUUCUGUAAAGUGCAGCUGAGAGGUGAUAGCAGGAGCUCGGGUGGUUUUUUCCCCACCCCCCACCCCUCAUUGAAACUCCUGUUUCCUCUUAUACUUCGAAGGAUCUUGCUUUUUGGUUGGCGUGACAUUUCCAACUUUUCAGCCAGGGCGCUGUACAUUUUUGCCUGCCCCAUCUCCUCUCUCUAUAAAGCAGGACUUGGUCAGGCGACACAGAUGAGUUCCAUCCAUAAGGACCCGGAGUUUGGCUUGCAGUCUGGGGACCAUGACCCAAAUCAAAACGUCAGCCCUCAAGAGGAAUUCGACUUCUCGAUAUUAUUCGAUUAUGAUUAUUUGAAGCCUAUAGAAGAAGAACCGACUCCUUCACAUAAAACCAACAGCCCACCCACUGGAGUUACAUACCCUCAUGAUGAUGUCUUGGACUAUGGCCUCAAGCCAUACAGCCCCCUGGCUUUUCCUAGUCUUUCUGCAGAUCACAUGGGCAGAUAUGGACAGCCAGAUAGCAUAGGGUCAAAAUGCAACUUGGACCCUGUAAAGUCUGGGGCCUCUGCUUUGAGCCCUAGGAUUGAGAUCACUCCAUCCCAUGAACUGAUUCAUGCAGGGGGUCCCUUCCGCAGCAGAGACACAGAUCUUUUGGUAGAACAUCAGUCCACCUCAGCCACCGCUAGCCCAAGGUUUACACUGCCUGUCCCUGGCUUUGAGGGCUACCGAGAACCGCUAUGUUUGAGCCCAGCUAGUAGCGGCUCAUCUGCAAGUUUCAUUUCAGAGACAAAUUUCUCUCCUUACACAUCACCGUGUGUUUCACCAAAUAAUGGUCCUAGUGAUGACCUUUGUCCACAGUUUCAAAACAUCCCUACUCGUUAUUCCCCUAGAACCUCGCCAAUAAUGUCACCACGAACAAGCAUCACGGAGGAUACCUGCUUGGGACCACAUUCACCAUCACCCCGUCCCAACUCAAGGUCUUCAUCACCAGGUGCAAAACGGAGGUAUUCUUGCACUGAGCUCUGCAACACUCAACCGCCUUCUGCUUCUCCACGACAGUCAAGGACCCCUUCUCCACAAGCCUCUCCUCACCUUCCUGUGAGAGAAGACAGCUCUUUGGUCACUUACACCCAGUUGCCCAGCUCUUCGAGUCUCAUGGAUGCUAUGAGCAACCUUAGCACGGAUCCUCCCUGUGGUGUUCCCACGAAAAUUUGGAGAAACAGCCCUGAUCCCCCCUCCAUGCCUUCCCACAAAAACAGCAUUCCAUGUCACGUCUUUCAGACCGUUGAUUACCUUGGGCCUUGUGAUCAGGAAGACAGGAGAAACCCAGCACCGGAAUCUAUUCUGUUAGUACCUCCAUCUUGGUCAAAGCAACUGGUGCCUGCAAUACCCAUCUGCAGUGUACCUGUUGCAUCCCUUCCACCUCUGGAGUGGCCACUCUCUAACCAGUCUGGCUCUUACGAAUUGCGCAUUGAAGUGCAGCCAAAACCUCACCAUCGGGCACAUUAUGAAACUGAGGGGAGCCGAGGGGCAGUCAAAGCACCAACAGGAGGCCAUCCGGUGGUCCAGCUUCAUGGUUAUAUGGAGAACAAACCCUUGGGUCUUCAGAUCUUCAUUGGGACAGCAGAUGAACGGAUACUUAAACCUCAUGCUUUCUAUCAAGUCCAUCGCAUAACCGGGAAAACUGUUACUACCACCAGCUAUGAGAAAAUCAUAGGCAACACCAAAGUUCUAGAGAUCCCUCUGGAGCCCAAAAACAACAUGAGAGCAACCAUUGACUGUGCGGGGAUUUUGAAGUUGAGGAAUGCGGACAUCGAACUGAGGAAAGGGGAGACGGACAUUGGAAGGAAGAACACCCGGGUGCGGCUUGUCUUCCGUGUGCACAUCCCUGAAUCCAGUGGCAGAAUAGUCUCUUUGCAAGCGGCAUCUAAUCCCAUUGAAUGCUCCCAAAGAUCUGCUCAUGAGCUUCCAAUGGUUGAAAGACAGGAUAUCGAUAGCUGCCUAGUUUAUGGUGGACAGCAGAUGAUCCUCUCUGGUCAGAAUUUCACAGCAGAAUCUAAAGUUGUAUUCACUGAGAAGACGUCAGAUGGUCAGCAGAUCUGGGAGAUGGAAGCAACAGUGGAUAAGGAUAAGAGCCAACCUAGCAUGCUGUUUGUCGAGAUACCAGAGUAUCGGAACAAGCACAUCCGUACACCUGUGAAGGUGAAUUUCUAUGUCAUCAAUGGGAAAAGAAAAAGAAGUCAGCCACAGCAUUUUACCUAUCAUCCAGUACCAUCAAUCAAAACAGAGCCCAUUGAUGACUAUGAUCCAGCUUUAAUCUGCAAUACAGUACACAGUGGUCUGGGAACAGUAACACAGCCUUACUAUUCACAGCACACAAUGGUCACCGAAUCCCCUUCCUGUCUUGUGGCCACUAUGGCUUCCUGCCAGCAGUUGCGUUCAGGCCUGACUUCUACUGAUUCUCGAUAUCAUCAGCAGAACCCAGCAGCUGUAAUAUACCAAAGAAGCAAAAGUCUCAGUCCUAGCCAACUGGGCUACCAGCAAUCCAAUUUGAUGGCCACACAGGUUUCCAUUUCAGAUGCACACAGGUCAGUGCUGAUGCAUGCUGGUUCCCCAGGCCAGACCUCAGCUGUGCUCCAUCACUCUCCAGCCAGUCAACAGUCUUCUCCUGUGAUUCACUAUUCUCAAACCAAUCAGCAGCUGAGGUGUGGAAGUCAUCAAGAAUUCCAGCAUAUCAUGUGCUGUGAAAAUUUUACCUCUAAUGUGCCGAGACCCAGCCAGCCACAGGUCAGUCAAGCACAAAGGAUAAGUCCAAGUUCAUAUCCUACAGUGAUUCAGCAGCAGACAGCCACAAGCCCCAGAGCAUCAAAAAAUGGACCACCCAUUAGUGAUCAGAAAGAAGUUUUACCAGCUGGAGUCACCAUUAAACAGGAACAGAAUCUGGACCAAGCAUACCUGGAUGAUGAGCUGAUAGAUACACAUCUUAGCUGGAUACAAAACAUUAUAUGAAACAGAAUGACUGUGAUCUUUGAUCCAAGAAAUCAAAGUAAAAGUUAAUGAAAUUAUCAGGAAGGAGUUUUCUGGACUCCCUGCCAGAAAUCAGACGUAGAAGAAGAGAAUUGUGAGACAACUUUUACUGAAUCCUUCCAUAACUGACCUGUUUAGAUCCUUCCACUGCCCCUUCAACCUCCUGCUUCCUUAAUGGCUCAUCUCAAGGCACCGAUUCAAUGAAAGGAACAAUGUAUUGGCAUCAAGCUGACAGCCUUGACUAAGCAACUAGCCACCUCUCUCUGUAAACAUCAAAAGGACACCCUUCCUUUAGUCCAAAGAUUGUAUUGUUCUCAUAUAACAUGAUAGCGUCUUGCCUGCUGCAAAAAUAUCUGUAUCAUAAUAAUAAGGGAGAAGAAAGGCGUCACUCCAGAGCUCUGUGCUACACCAAAUGGAGUCAUAUAUUAGCACUUAAAUAGAUGGAGAUGGGAAAUAAGGGUAGAAGGAGUGCCUGCAUUUCAUAUAAUAUUAAUAACACUUUGCAUUUAAAUAGCUGCAUCUUUCCAUCCAGAUCUCAAAGCCCUUUACAAACACAGGGUACAUAUUCUUAUUCCCAAUAUUAUCAAUGGGUGCAACUAAAGCAGUGACUUGCACAAGCCAGGCCACAUCUACGCUAUGGCCUUGUCUCCACUAUGCCAGGGAUUGAUGCUGUAGCGAUUGAUUCACUGGCAGUUGAUUUAUUGCUUCUGCUUAGAUGUGAUAAAUCGAUCUCUGAGCCCUCGCCCCGUCAAUGCUGGUACUCCACCAGGAUGAGAAAAGUAGUCUGCGUUGACAAGAGCGCAGCCCCCACCAACCUUACUGUACCCAAGAUGCCACGUUAAGAACAUCGACUUCAGCUACGCUAUUUGUGUGAGAAGUCACACAGAUUGGAGUGAUGGCGGGGGUUAGUGCAGACCGGCCAUAAGGGUGCUACAUUGAUGGAAGAUGUUUUUCCAUUGCUGUAGGUAAUCUACCUCUCCUAGGGACAGUAACUAGGUUGAUGGAAGAAUUCUUCCUUAAAACUCUAUCCUAGAGGUUAGGUCAGCAUCAUUAUGGUGCUCAGAGCAUGUCGACGUUUAAAAGUAGACCAACUCUCAGUCUGAUCUGGGAACAGAACCCAGAUUUCCUGACUGUGUCACACCAACUGUAGUUGCCACUUAAAUUCAGGACUUUCUUUGCUGUUUUUGAAUCAGAGCAGAUGUGCCUUUGAAGGAGAGGGAUGCUUAAAGAUAAUUAAUUUAAAAGAGCAAUCAAAAAUUUCUAAUGUAUAGCCCAAUCUAUUGGAGUUACAAAUUUAAGCAGACUUAUGCCCGUGAAAAGACUUUGUGAUUGACCCAAAUUAGUGGUUAGCCAAUACACUGACAGUUUUUAAUAUUUUUAUACUAUAAAGUACUGCUGUUUAUUUUCAUGUAGAACCUAUCUACAAUUCAUAUCUGCUCUCAUUUAGAAGCCACAACAUUUAACCACGCAAGCUGCAGGGGAAAGUAAUUACAUCUAAAAGAAGACACACACUUUUACCUGUCUUUUUUUUCUUUUGCUUUGAAAAACCAGUAGCAAUUUACAGAAAGGCUUAACUUCCUUAGUAGUCUAAAAAGUUAGCUAUGUACGACUACUAUUGCAAACACAUAGUUGGAAUAUAUUGUACUCAUGAAAGCUAAUCACAAUAAGAAGCAGAAUACAGAUAAUAUUUGCUGUUUGCAGUUGUACAGUUAGUAAGCUUAUCAAGUUUCAUGCUUUUCAUUUUUAGUGUGUUAUUGCUUUCCUGACAAGAUAAAAAAGAUGUCAUACAUGGAUAAUAUAAAUACAGUAAGGGCUAACCAUAAUAUUGCUGCAAAUAUGUAAUAAUCUUUUGUUAAAUUAAUGAAAUCAAUAUCCUUAAGGGUGUUAGUAGGAAAUUUGCCAUGCUAGAGAUCACUCUAGAAGGCACACUAGCUAAAGACUCAAGGGUUUCAAAGCAAAGAUUGAGAGUACCCAUGUCUACAUGGUGACAGCAUGAAUUAGGUUGUAGGAAAAUAUUAGAUCAGCAGAACAUCCAUAGCAUGCUUUCCCAAUGCUGCAAGAAAAAUAAGUGCAGCUACCAUCUCCUUUCGCCCAGUAUAAACACAGGGUUUGGCACAACUGUUCUUCAUGAGUAUAGUGAAAAAUAUAUAUUUUCUGCCACUAAAUUCUAUCCCUUAAGCUAUGGAAAUCUAUCUUGGAGAGAGUUAGUAUAUAUCACAAUCAAAAUCUUGGGUCUUACACAACUUGGGAUCUUUGGAGUAUUUGAAAUCAGAAUUUUGCUAAUGGGUAAAAUCAUAUACCUUUUCAGAAAUACUAUAUAUGACUAUCACACAAUUCUUCCAGCCACAAUGUUUCACUCUGCCAUUCAUUUACCUAGCUACACAUGCUCCAUCAGUAAUUAAUACCUGUGCCCAAUGAAUUCAAUAGACUUUUUUGUCAUUGGCUUCCUUGGGAGCAAGCCUAGAGCUUUGCAUAUAAUUAAUUAAAAAUUACCUAGAUAUAGUGGAAUUAUUUUAUAUUUUUCAAGAACUUUACAUGGUAUGUUUUUAACAUGUUUAAUUUUCUCUGAGACUCUAUUUGAAUGUAUUGCUAUAAUGAUGCCGUGUACCACAAGAUAUUCUAGCCCUCCUGCUCUUUUAAAGACAGAUAAAGUACCAGGGAUAACAUCCCAUUGUUUUGAAUUGUCUUGGCUCUCAAGAAAUUAAGUCAUCUUCCACAAGUUGUUUAUUUCAGCUGACUUUACUUAAACAAGUGUCCAAUCCAAAGGAUUCCAGUUUCACACAAUUUGGGCAUAGAAAUAUUUAAAAAGUACCAUAAAAAUUACUUGGCAGACUUUUCCCCAUAUGGACUCUCUUUUUGUUGGAUUUUAAUAAGCAGCACAAAGAAGUAUGUGAACUAAUUAUUUAUUGUGGUUUACACAAUAAAUUGGCUAGAUGACAUGUUCUACAAAAACACUGCAACCUAUUAGGUGAUAGUCUAAAAAUAAAACCCCAAGAAGGGACAGGUUUUCAACAGCAUUAUAGAGACCAGUGCACCCCUGACUUGGAUAAGUAGAGGGGUAAUUGCACACACAAAUCCAGUAGGAACCUUGGUUAUAUCAACAUACAAUUACCCAAAUGAAAUGUGAAAUCAGGGUACAUGUGUUCCCAUUAAGCGUGACUCGAUGUUUUGGCACUGCCCCGAAAUUAUCAUUUGAGUAUCCCGAAUCAUUUCCCCAUUUUAUAUAUUAGACUCAUCUUACCAAGAGCCAUAAAUGUAUAAACCAUACAGAAACUAACACUUUGAUCCUUACAGUGGGACACCCACUGACAUCUCACUGUAGGAUCUGCCUGAUCAAUAUGCUCUCUCUCCUAUCUUGGUGGAAGGCUUGUUUUUAUUUUUAAAUCCAUUGAUCUUACAUUUUCCUUCAAGACCUAAGCUGUGUAGGAUGGGAUAGUAAUUUUAUGGCUUCAGGGGUUCUACUGCUGCUUGCAUUAAGCUGGAUGAAAAGAAAUGCUUUUCUUCCUAAGUUUAAGACAUAGCUAAUUAACUUUUAGAUGUGUUUGUGUAUGUUCCUAUACACACAUAUGUUCUAUAGUUGGGUUGCAGUCCUGAAACUGGCACCAAACGGACAGAUCCCUGAACCUGCAUGGUGUCAGCUAAAGAAUCAAGGCUCUUCAAACAUGUAUAUAAUUUAGACUACAUUUUAGUGGUUUUAUUUACAGCUACAUGACAUCUGCCUAUGCUACUGUAUCUGCUUUUCAUCAUUUUAUAUGCAAAUCAUUUGAUAAAUAAUAUAGUCUUAACCAACUUCAUAUUUAUUUCUGGAGAAAGGGAGGAUCCUAACAGAGUUAUGCAUUUUUGUCUCUUAAAAAUGUUAUAGCUAUGCUGAAUAGGUUCAAAAUACAUAGUACUAAAUUAUUUUCUUGCUGAGCAGUGGUUUUCCAGUAUUAAUAUUGUUACAUAAAUAAACAUUGCUCUCUUGCUCUCUCUGAAGAAACAUUUGAUUCACCUUGGAAGAGUUAAUAGCAUUUGUGAGUAAUUUGUUCUCACUUUAUCUGGAAAAUAGCCAUAUUUGCACAUGAGGAAAUUCUGUCUUUCCUCAGUUAUCUGAAUGUUUCACCACAGUGCCUUCCUGCUAUUGUACCAAAGGCCCUCCAAAUGUACUGAAUGCAAGGUGAACAACUCUAAUGCAUUUUCCAUCAAUGUUAUACCAUGUUAAGUACAUGGGGCUCAUUGUAACUCAAAGUUCGUUUAGCUGCCUUUUAUUCACCCACACUUUUCCAUCAUAGCUUUGACUCUAAAUUACAGGAUGAGCUCCUAUAAACUGUUGCAUCAAUUAUAUAAAUACAUAAAACUAAAUAAUCAUUCUAGAUACGUAAAUAAUCUGAAAGAGUAAUGGGGGUUGACAGCUACAAGGAAGAUUUUUUUGGUCAGUUACAAAUGUUGUAAGUAAGUUUGCCAGGGGAGUGAUUGCUUGUGACGAGAUUUGUAAUGAAAUAUGCAGCCUGGUUUUGUUUUUCUCCAUGAGAAUGAGCAAAAUGGAAGAUCUGAACAGCAGCAGUGGAUUGAAAGUGUCUAUUGAAAGUGUUUUUAUUGGUAGAAAGAAUGUAGAAGAGCCAUUUUUUGCACUUGCUUUAUUUGUAUCCAUGUAAAUAUGUAUUACUUCCAUUCUUCCUGUAGGAAUACACCAUUUUCUGAAUGUAGUAUAUUUCCAAAGACAGUACUAUGUUAUUCUCUAUUGUAUAAAAAUGCUGCUGCUUGAUAAUAUAUCUAAAACAGUUCUCAAAAUUAGCUAGCAUGUUUUUAAUAUAUUUUAUAAUCCAUAUCUUAAAAAAUAAAAGUGUUUAUGCUUUUUAUCUACCCCAAAUAUGCAACAUCUUUUGCAUUAGAAAUAGUAUUUAUAAAGGAUUGUUUUGUAUUUUUCCAUGUGGAUUAAUUUCUCUAUGAAUUUGCUAUUGAAAUUUUUCCUUGUAAGAGAAAUGAUUUCAAGUUGGUAGUUGAUAAGUAUUCCAAAGACUUCACACAUGUUUCUUAAUACGCUCUUUUUCAAAGAACUUCAAUGUGACUUGUUUUCCCCUGAAUUACUUUCCAAAUUGUUAUUUAUCACAGAACAAUUAAUGUCUGCCUACAUUUAAGAUAUAAAAUUGAGUCAAGUACCACUGGAUUUGACACAUUUUCUAUUCUCUGGUGGCUCAAAUUAGACUUGACAUUGAAUGUUUGUUAUUUACACAGUUUGUGCUUAUGACUUAGGAGAGGUGGCUACAUUGGGUUUAGAAAAAGUGGACCACAGAUUUCUAAAACUCAGUUACUUAUUGUUUCCUAUGGAAUUUGUGAGUGUUUUUGUAUGGUCCAUGAUUUCACACAUGUAAUUUGAAAGCAGUUAGUUUGCCAUCAGACAUGAACAUGGAUAGACACCAAUGAGCUCUUAAUACAAUAUGAAAUAUCCACACCUUUGAACAUUUCACAUGAAGUUAGCAUACCUUUCUCUUACCUGUGUGCUACUGUGUAAUCCCAGUGAAUGCCAGAUGAUAACAAUUUGCUUAACCAGUAUCAAUCAUCUUAUUACAGACUAUGUAAGAUUUGUUUUAUCUAUUUUUUACAAGUUUUCCUUGUGUGUAAUCUAAAGAAAUAAACUGGUACCUAACCAAUGCUGCAAUAAAGUUUCAAAAGCAGGUGCUUGUAGCUGUGUACAAUCAUAUAGACUGCCAAUGAGGGGCAAGCAGGGACAAAGUUUAUAUUUUGAGUUUCCUUCUCUAACUCCCCUAAAACUGCUAGAGGAUUCCAGCAAUAAUGAUUUAUACAGAUGCUAUGUGGAAUAUACUGGGUUUCCAAUCAAUCCAUAUAUCUGUAUUAAGUAUUAAGGACUAAACUGCAAUGCAUAUACUCAAGAUGAGCAGUUGUUCAUUAGUGCAUGAGUAAUCCAAUGGGUGAAGUCAAGUAUUAUUCAGUGUCAGUAAGGAUGGCAUAAUUGGGCAAUAAGUAAAUCAAUUAAAAAUAACCAUUGCUGGUAAUCCCCAUAUUCCCAGGCUUGCUGCUCAAGUCUCAGUCUCUAUGUUCUGCAAACACUCAGCAUUAAAUGGAGACACUCAACUCAUGUAAGCAAAUGACUUUCAAACAGACAUUUUACUGUUAAAUUGCUGGCACAAAAAUCUAAGUUUAAAACGUGAAGAGCGGCUUAUAUCCACACACAUUCCUAUGCAAAACAUUAUUAACCUCCAAUUCAAUGAUUUUUCCUCUCUGUAAAAUAUUUUAUAUAGCUUGUACUAUGAUAAUUUAGCAAUAAAUCAAAGAACAACAUCUGUGGCAUGUGUGUGUG
Messenger RNA from Pelodiscus sinensis (Chinese soft-shelled turtle), 9909 nucleotides. RefSeq names its product nuclear factor of activated T cells 2 (gene NFATC2). Gene Ontology annotation, biological process: calcineurin-NFAT signaling cascade; cytokine production; regulation of transcription by RNA polymerase II. Gene Ontology annotation, molecular function: RNA polymerase II cis-regulatory region sequence-specific DNA binding; DNA-binding transcription factor activity, RNA polymerase II-specific; transcription factor binding. Gene Ontology annotation, cellular component: transcription regulator complex. The record is from RefSeq and is a predicted model, not a curated record. NCBI's taxonomy places the organism in Eukaryota, Metazoa, Chordata, Testudines, Trionychidae.